UGUAUUCGAAAAACAAAGUCAAGGAUAUGUGUGCUGGGGCACCAUCUACAGUAUAGAUUAAAAUGCAGUAUAUAAUAUAGUAUCAGUAUAAUAUCAGAUAUCAAUGUGUCACUGGUGAAAGGAGCUAUAUUGAACUGAUAGCUCGCCUGUAUCAUGGAUGAAGUAACGUGUUAUCAGAUUACCUAGAUCAGCAGCUGUAUUUGGAACACAUAGUAUGGCGGAGCACGGUAGACUCCCAUGUCUCAUCUGCGUCAUCUAUCUACUCGCUGUCGGUUUUACGGUGGGGGUGACAAUGGCCAUCCUCGGAAAGUGGUCAGCUAGUGCCGUUGGUAUUGGGGGCAUUGCUAUUCUCAUCAUCACUUUCAUCCUCGUCAUCGUCGUCAUCGUCGCCGUCAUCCGCCGGUGUCAAAAACAGAAAUUAUCUUCGCAGCCAGCGGGAGGGGUAGAGGCAGGGAAUACGAACCCACAUACGACAGUAUCCACUGUGACUUUAGAAGGAAGAAGCACAACAGCUUUGCAAGCUUAUGAAAUGACAUCCUCUGUCAAUUUAGAACGUGCGCUGCAGUCUGGAGGAGUUGCCAUGGGAACACAGCCAGGGUAUCCUGAAGACCCCGCCCCGCCUUAUUCUCUAGUUGCACGGAACUUACUAGGCGCACCGUGGUAUCCUCCCUUUAUGCUAUCCGCUACUAACCCACCAGACGCGACAUCAAUUCCCUACUCCCAACCGGGAGCCACGUUGCCGGUAAACUACACGACUCCUUACCCUGUACAACUAUCGACUGACAGUGAUGUGGGCGUGGUCAAUCCAACCUCCCAAGAGAACGACAUCGUCCCGCCCCCGUCGUAUAAUGACGUCAUGACGGGUAAUGUAAAAUACGACGAGGUCCAGAAAAUGAACCCGGAACGGGACCAACUUAGCUGAACAUCCUAAUGCUUUGCAAUCAGGCGAUCCAAUGUUUGCCAUUUUGUAUACUUUUUUUUAUUGUGUAGGGGUAAAUGAAAACUUAUUUUUAUACUGGUGCCAUAUCGUAUUUUAAUAUUUAUUUUUUGAAUGUGGCUAAUGUCGAACGUUUCAUACUCUUAAUCUGAAAACUUUUUUCGCAGAAACCUAAACCAGAAACUAUUUUUUGCGUCUAUUUGUUUUCAAUAAUUUGUACCUUUAUAAAUGUAUAUUUGUACGUCUUGCCCAGCUCCUAUUUAUUGUACCUUUUUAACAUUAUUUUGGAUACCUUUUGGAUAUCCUUUAAUAGAAAAUAAAUGAAAAGUAGCUGUAAUUUAAAAAAAGAUAUAUAUAUAUCAAGUCAAGUAAACUUCCACUGACUCGUCUUAUUGGUUAUCAUGCCUAAUUUAAAUCGCCUUAGCGUUAACGUAAAUGUUUUCCUGAAAGAUAUAGAUCACGAAGUGUAGAGUAAGUACUGUAACGUGUAUCAGGAUCAUUGGUAUUAUGUCAUUCUAACUAUACACACAGUAGAUUAAUUGUAACAUAUUCCAGUAAUAUUUGUUCCCAAUUUUUGUUUUGAAAUGCUGAAGCUGCCAUCAAAUAUCGCAGAACACUCUUCAUCCAGCGCAAGUUCUUUCUUCUUAGAAACUGCAAUGUUUCUAUUAACUGAUACUUAAUUUUACUUUUUGAUAUUACUCACAUAUCAUUCGAAUUAUGUACAAAUCUUUAUAAUACUCAUAGACCUAUUAAAGGGAAAGUCCGUCCUGAUAUUAAAUUGUUUUAGUAGAAGCAUAGACCUUAGAGGAAGAAGUCAGUGAACGUUUGAGAAAAAUGCCGAUUAAAAACAAGAAAGUUAUGAAUAUUUGUAGUUGCGAUCAAUCGAACACGAAUUGGCAACCAUGUGACGUAUCUUGGAAGCUCUCCUCCCAUUUGCUUAAAUGAUUUGAUUUGAUU
Strongylocentrotus purpuratus (purple sea urchin) is the source of this 1894-nucleotide messenger RNA. RefSeq lists its product as uncharacterized. The transcript has 3 exons. Bases 215 to 922 code for a protein of 235 amino acids. NCBI's taxonomy places the organism in Eukaryota, Metazoa, Echinodermata, Echinoidea, Camarodonta, Strongylocentrotidae. The record is from RefSeq and is a predicted model, not a curated record.